Messenger RNA from Andrographis paniculata, 2200 nucleotides. RefSeq lists its product as uncharacterized. The record is from RefSeq and is a predicted model, not a curated record. Bases 74 to 664 code for a protein of 196 amino acids. The transcript has 2 exons. NCBI's taxonomy places the organism in Eukaryota, Viridiplantae, Streptophyta, Magnoliopsida, Lamiales, Acanthaceae.
GGGAAGAUCUAUUCAGAUAAUAUCAAUCAUCUCCGCCAAUCUUCUGUGAGAGCGGGCGAGCAAAGCGGCGGCGAUGGAAUUGGAAUUGGAAUUGGAAUCGGAAUCAGACAAGGUUGUGGACACUGAAGGCCGAGAACCAUCCGACAUGGGAGGACAAAUUCAAUCCAAAACACCGUGUCCCCAAACCAGCACCUCAACCACGACGGUAGACGAUGACGAUAACGACGACGACGACACUGUCGGCGCCCUCUCCAAACCCCCACGCGAGGUAGCUUGCCAGUUGGAGCCUAAUUCGGGCAACGAAAUUGAGAAACUUAAUAGAAGCCCUAUCUCAAGUGCCGAAGCCGAAGAGAUAAUCAAAGUGCUCAAGGAUGUGAAGAGGCAGAAUUUGGUGACUCACAGGCUUCUCACAGCCUUGAUUGUCGUAACCCUAGUUUGGCAGCUCUCCGAGGUUUCUCUCAUCUUGAAGAUCAAAGAAGGAUUCAGCAAUCCCCUCAAAUCAUUGGGCGGAAUGAUCAAAAGCUUUCUCCCCAUCCCUAAACCCAAUCAGGGUGCACCUGCCAUUGAUCCCCCAUCCCUCCCAGCUCCUCCCUCAAUCAAAAUUCCUGAGCUUCCCUACCUGGAAUUGCCCGGUGGUUUCCACACUAGCGACGACGAUGACUAGUUUAAGCUCAUCCAUGAUUGCUGGUACAAUUUACAUUAUUUGCAUUUUGGAAAUUGCCCUUGCUUUAAACUGCAAAUGACUUUCUCCCUAUUAGAUAUGAUUGCACUCGAAGGCAUUUUCAAAUUCUUACUUUCAAGAGAGUGAAUCAUCUAGAUCUGCUGCCAUUGUAUGUAAAAGCUAUAGACAAGUUUUCUUUGAUUGCUUGUCAGUGUUCUUGGUAAGUUGCAAUCCCUGUUUUACUACAGCACUGUAAUUGUUUAACUCCUAAAAAUAAAUCUGGAUGUUUGAUGUUUCAUAGUAUUCCAUUUGCUAUAUUCCUCUCCGCUUGCAAACUCGAAGUUCGUUAUAUUCAUUCAAUGUGUGUUAUGACAUUGUUGAGGUAAUAACUAUACAGUUAAACUAAAGGAUCUCUUGAUGUCUUUUGUCUCAUAGCCAUUCUAAAUACCAUAUUAGUUUAAUGUUGCCAAUAAAGCAAUCGCUUACUAUGAUGCAAGGCUAGUGUACCUUUUGCAAUCUUGCAUUUGGUGUUAUCUGUAUAUUCUAUGCUUUAGUUUGGAUUCAGUUCUAUGAGAUGAUGAACUUAUCCUCGGUCUCUUCUGCAUUAUGUCGUAAAUCCUCAAUUUUAGAAGUCAUUACUGACUUUCUGGUAUUGGUUUGUCUGUAGCGUAUACCCUGUUAUAUAUGUGGCUGGAAAUCGAAAUUAGCCCUGUUGUUUGCCCAUUUGACAUUUGUUUUGCUAAGAAGUAUUUUGCAUCUCUGAUGUUUGCGCUAUGCUUGCUUAUUGGUCUGUUCAUUCCAAGAAUUGCAGGAUCAUUCUGUUCUUGCACUCUCUGUUUGUCUAUCUGUCUCUUCUACUUUUUCUGUUUUAAGUCUUUCGAAGAUCUUGAUGGUAAUCUCUGCUCUUGAAAUUGUGUUGGUUAAGAACCUCAUGAAGAUGCUUCUAUGAAACCACAUACCUACUCAAGAUAUCUCUUUACAAGUUCUCUAUCUUGUUCAUCAGAAUGUUAACUUUGGCCAUGCAUUUCGAUGUAGCUUUAUAGUAUUUGUUCUUGUGAUUUCUAUCUUUAGUAGAUAGAAAAGCAAUAGAAGUAGCCUUUAUAUACGUAAAGGUGACUUUGCACCUCCCGAAUAAUUGAGAGUUUUGGAUACAUCAGUUAUGUGAUCCAAACAUAUAUUUGGCAAAUUGAUGAUGUCCUUCACAGGAAUUGGAUGGUGAUUUUGUGACAAUCCUUGUUUCAAUAUCUAUACUUAUAGCAUGGGUUUCUUUCGAUUAUGAUUUGUGUCUUUUGGUUGUGAUUCUCUCAGGUUAGUCUAAACAACUCCCUUUUUUUCUGACAGUUUAGAAUUGACAUUGCUUCGAAUGCAUAUCUUAUUAUCUACUACUUAUUAACUUGGUUUAUAUAUGUCGUCUAGUUGCUGGUACAUGAUCAAGCUUUCAAUUUAUACUAGGUUUCUGUGAGGUCAACAGCAUGUUAUGUUAUGGGAUCCGUUGUUUUGUGCAUACAGUAUUCUUUCGAGGAUUUUUUACUCUUUGCU